UAUAAAAUGAAUGUUAGUGUCUGCGUACAUGAGCAUGCAAACACGCUUCAGUGAGAGCCCUGCUUCAACUUCAAGUGCCUUUAUCAAUUCUGAUUUUAAGAUACCAAAACCUUGUUCCGAAGAUGGAUGUGAAAAGCAGGGGAAUUCCAUUGAACACGCUUUUGCUCUUUCUGCUCCUUUCUGCCAUUUUUUCAAUCUCUUCUGCAACUUCCUCUAUUACUUGUCCGAUUCAAGGAAAUGUGUAUCCUCUUGGGUACUACACGGUGAAGCUCUCCAUUGGCAAUCCUCCUAUGGUUUUUGAUCUUGACAUUGACACCGGUAGUGAUCUCACUUGGGUACAGUGUAAUGCACCAUGUUCAGGUUGCACCAUACCAAUUAAUCAACAGUAUAAACCCCAUGGCAACUUUGUGAAAUGUGGGGAUCCCUUGUGUGGUGGAGUCCAGGCACCACCAGGCCAUCCCCAUGUUGAUCCAAAUGUGCAAUGUGACUACGAGGUUGAGUAUGCAGACCAAGGAUCAUCUUUGGGUGUGUUAGUCCGAGAUAAUAUUCCCCUAAGACUCACUACCGGAUCUUUAGCAAAUCCUGUGUUGGCCUUCGGGUGUGGAUAUGAUCAAACGCAUCCUGGUCAUAGUCCCCCACCUUCCACAGCAGGGGUUCUUGGCCUUGGAAAUGGCAGGUCAAGCAUUCUGUCACAACUUAACUCUCUUGGUCUAAUUCGCAACGUGGUGGGACACUGCUUAAGUGGAAGAGGAGGAGGCUUUUUAUUCUUUGGAGAUAACCUCGUUCCCCGAUCAGGAGUUGUUUGGACACCCAUAUUGCAAAGUUCCUCUUCCUCGGUACAACACUACAAAACAGGUCCAGCAGACCUGUUUUUCAAUGGAAGACCUACUUCUGUGAAGGGUCUUGAACUUAUAUUUGAUAGUGGAACAUCCUACACAUACUUCAAUUCCCAGGUUUAUAGAGCUCUUGUUCAACUGGUAACUAAUGAUAUAAGGGGGAAGCCAUUGAGAAGAGCAACUGAGGAUCCAUCACUGCCAAUUUGUUGGAAGGGUUCAAAACCUUUCGAAUCUCCACAGGAUGUCAUUAACAAUUUUAAGCCCCUAACACUCAGCUUCACAAAAUCGAAUUCACUGCUGCAACUACCACCACAAGCUUAUCUAAUUGUCACUACUCAUCGCAAUGUCUGCUUGGGGAUUCUAGAUGGCACUGAAAUAGGACUGGAAAGUACUAACAUAAUUGGAGAUAUCUCUUUACAAGAUAAGAUAGUGAUUUAUGACAACGAGAGACAGCAGAUUGGAUGGGCCUCUGCAAAUUGUGAUAGACGAUAGACCUCACAAAUCAUGAAUAAAUCUAAUGUAGUUUUUUCUUUAAUUGAAAGUGACAAUAAUAGGGAAAUCUUAGCAAACUUGCAACUUACCAUGUAAAAGAUUGUCAUUGAGUUGUUAUGCAAGGAUUGUUAGGUUGCAAAAUGGUUGGGAUAGGAUAUAUAACAAUACCGUAUACAUGGUAUAACAUCA
Messenger RNA from Cajanus cajan (pigeon pea), 1517 nucleotides. RefSeq names its product aspartic proteinase Asp1. Gene Ontology annotation, molecular function: aspartic-type endopeptidase activity. Gene Ontology annotation, biological process: proteolysis. Lineage: Eukaryota; Viridiplantae; Streptophyta; Magnoliopsida; Fabales; Fabaceae. The record is from RefSeq and is a predicted model, not a curated record.